Messenger RNA from Pteropus alecto (black flying fox), 1692 nucleotides. RefSeq names its product purinergic receptor P2X 4 (gene P2RX4). Gene Ontology annotation, cellular component: plasma membrane; nuclear inner membrane. The transcript has 12 exons. Gene Ontology annotation, molecular function: extracellularly ATP-gated monoatomic cation channel activity; purinergic nucleotide receptor activity; ATP binding. Gene Ontology annotation, biological process: response to ATP; monoatomic cation transmembrane transport. NCBI's taxonomy places the organism in Eukaryota, Metazoa, Chordata, Mammalia, Chiroptera, Pteropodidae. The coding region runs from base 76 to 1152 and encodes 358 amino acids. The record is from RefSeq and is a predicted model, not a curated record.
UCCGUGCUGGCGGCCUUCCUGUUCGAGUACGACACGCCGCGCAUCGUGCUCAUCCGCAGCCGUAAAGUGGGGCUGAUGAACCGGGCCGUGCAGCUGCUCAUCCUGGCCUACGUCAUCGGGUGGGUGUUGGUGUGGGAGAAGGGCUACCAGGAAAUGGACUCUGUGGUCAGCUCAGUUACUACCAAAGCCAAGGGCGUGACUGUGACCAACACUUCGAAACUGGGAUUCCGGAUCUGGGAUGUGGCUGAUUACGUGAUUCCUGCCCAGGAGGAAAACUCCCUCUUCAUCAUGACCAACAUGAUCGUCACCACGAACCAGACCCAAGGCCACUGUCCCGAGACUCCAGAGGAGACCAAUGUGUGUGAGUCAGAUGCCAACUGUGUUGCUGGCUCCACGGGAACCCACAGCAACGGAGUUGAAACAGGAAAGUGUGUGCCGUUCAACGCAACUGUGAAGACGUGCGAGGUGGCAGGCUGGUGCCCGGUAGAGAAUGACACACAUGUGCCAAAACCUGCUUAUUUAAAGGCUGCAGAAAACUUCACCCUUUUGGUCAAGAACAACAUCUGGUAUCCCAAAUUUAAUUUCAGCAAGAGGAAUAUUCUUCCAAACAUCACCACGACCUACCUCAAAUCGUGCAUUUAUGAUGCUCUAACAGAUCCUUUCUGCCCCAUCUUCCGCCUCGGCAAAAUAGUGGAGAAUGCAGGACACAGCUUCCAAGACAUGGCCAUCGAGGGAGGCAUCAUAGGCAUCCAGAUCAGGUGGGACUGCAACCUGGACAGAGCUGCCUCCCUCUGCUUGCCCAAGUACUCCUUCCGCCGCCUGGACACCCGGGACACGGACCACAAUGUGUCUCCCGGCUACAAUUUCAGGUUCGCCAAGUACUACAACGACCCAGCUGGCACCGAGCACCGCACACUCAUCAAGGCCUACGGCAUCCGCUUCGACAUCAUCGUGUUCGGGAAGGCUGGGAAAUUUGACAUCAUCCCAACCAUGAUCAACAUCGGAUCCGGCUUGGCGCUCUUGGGGGUGACCACAGUGCUAUGUGACGUCAUAGUCCUCUACUGCAUGAAGAAAAGAUUCUACUAUCGGGAGAAGAAAUACAAAUAUGUGGAAGAUUACGAGCAGGGUAUCGACAGUGAGAUGGAUCGGUGAUGCCUACCCCAGACCCAGGCUCCCCACAGCCCUCAUCAAAGCAAAGUGGCGAGCAAAGAGAAGGGAGAAAAGGCUGCCACGGCACCCUGGAGAAUGUUCCAGAUUGAGUCAGUGUCCACUCCACAGAUACUCAGGGUUGCCCAGCUGCUCCUGUGUUUGUUGUAGGAUUGCAGAGGAAACCACUCUGCAGCAGUUACUGGUCUGUUCUUGGCUGGGUCACCUUUGAUGUUCUUCAACUUGGGGUCCUUCGGGUGAGCUAAGGCCCGCAGGCAGUGACGUUGCUUCCUCAAGCUCUCCUCUACAGCCCCCUGCAAGGCAGGCCCAGCAGCUCUGUUCAAGUACUUUAUCCAGAAAGCAAGAACACCUGGGUGUCACCGCUAGACUUGUAGUGUGCCUGGGCCACUGCUCCUCCCCUGCCACCUCCCCGCCCCACACACAGACUUUGUCAUGCAAUCAUGAGGUGGACGUAGUGCUUCUCUUUUGAGAAGAGCUGUGUUGAGGUGAUUGAGGACCAAACAUUAAAACAAAUGAUUUUCUUAA